This is a messenger RNA of Nicotiana attenuata, 1467 nucleotides long. RefSeq lists its product as uncharacterized. Bases 1 to 1467 code for a protein of 488 amino acids. Lineage: Eukaryota; Viridiplantae; Streptophyta; Magnoliopsida; Solanales; Solanaceae. The transcript has 4 exons. The record is from RefSeq and is a predicted model, not a curated record.
AUGGAUAAUGGUGAUAAAAGUUGGAUGAAUCUCCUGAUAUGGACAGAUGAGUAUAUCCGUGGAGUGAAUGAUUUUCUUGAUAAGGCAUUUGAACGAGCCGCCCAAGAAAAUGAAUUAUUAUGCCCUUGCAAAAAGUGCAUGAAUCAUUAUUGGUAUUAUAGAAAUGUGGCGGAGAAUCAAUUGGUUGUUCAUGGAUUUGUUGAUGGUUAUACCAAAUGGGUUUUCCACGGGGAAGGAUUUUCCUCGAGAAAUACACCUCAUCCAAGCAAUGAUGAUGAAGGGGAUGAAGAAGGAGUUGGGGAAAGACUAUCUGAAGAAGCAAAGAAGUUUUUCAAAUUGCUGGAGGAAGGAAAACAAGAGUUAUAUCCGGGGUGUGAAAAUUUCAGUAAACUGAGUUUCAUUAUUCGAUUGUACUUGCUUAAAUCCUUGCAUGGGUUGAGUGAUGUGGCUUUCUCUGAUUUGUUAAAGUUGAUAAAAGAGGCAUUUCCCUUUGCUCAGAUGGAAGAGUGCUGGUCUUUGACUAAAGCAAGCUCUAAAAUCCCUACAAAGGUUUUAAGGCACUUUCCUUUAAAGCCUAAGCUUCAGAGGACAUUCAUGUGUCCUGAAACGGCCGCUGCAAUGAGAUGGCAUGCUAAUGAACGACCCAAUGAUGGGAAUAUAAGACAUCCUGCUGAUGGGGAAGCUUGUAAGGCUUUUGAUUCUUUGCACCCAGACUUCUCUAGAGAUGCUAGGAAUCCGGAGUAUAUAAUAUUAUCUAUGAUCAUUCCAGAUCCAUCAUCUCCAGGAAAUGAUAUAGAUGUGUACCUACGACCAUUAAUUGAAGAAUUGAAGGAACUAUGGGAAAUUGGGAUAGACACAUUUGAUGUUGAAACCAACCAAACUUUCCGAAUGCGUGAUGCCUUAAUAUGGACAGUUAGUGACUUUCCAGCAUUAGCAAUGCUUUCAGGAUGGAGCACUAAGGGGAUAUUGGCAUGCCCCAGUUGCAAUUAUGACACAUGUUCUCAAUAUCUCAAACAUAGUCAUAAGAUGUGUUACUUGGGCCAUCGAAGAUUUUUGCCUCGUGAUCAUCUAUUCCGACGAGAUAAGAAGUCUUUUGAUGGUAAGGAGGAGCAUAGACCUACACCUGCUCCAUUGUCGGGUGAAGAAGUGUUUGAAGAGCUGCUUGAAUUCAACAAUAUGUUUGGAAAGAGCUCUAAAAAAAGGCCUCGGAGUGAUAAGGGUUCGUGGAAAAAAAGAUCCAUUUUUUUCGAAUUGCCAUAUUGGGUGCAUAACAAAUUGAGGCACAAUCUUGAUGUGAUGCACAUUGAGAAAAACAUAUGUGAUAGUUUGCUUGGGACUUUAUUAGAAAUAGAUGAAAAUUCAAAGGAUCAUGAAAAAUCUCGCUAUGACUUACAAGAAAUGGGGAUACGAAAGGAGCUACAACCAAGAAUAAAUAAUAAUGGAACUAUAAGUUUGGCUAAAUCUUGA